AUGAGCUGUCUAGAUGUUUUGUACUAAGUCUACGGUCCUCACCAGCCUUACUUCGCAGCCGCCUACACCCCCUACCACCAGCUGCUGGACCAGAAGCUAGCUUAUUACUCCAAAAUGCAGGAAGCCCAAGAGUGCAACGCCAGCCCCAGUGACAGCAGUGGUAGCGGCAGCUCCUCUUUUUCCAGCCAAACCCCGGCCAGUAUAAAGGAGGAAGAAGGCAGCCCGGAGAAGGAGCGCCCACCAGAAGCCGAGUACAUCAACUCCCGCGGCGUGCUCUUCACGUAUUUCCAGGAGGACAUCAGCUCCGUGGUGGACGAGCACUUCAUCAGGGCCCUGAGCCAGCCUAGCAGCUACACCCCAACCUGUACAAGCAGCAAAGCACCGAGGGGGUCUGAGCCCUGGUGGGGUGAGUAUCGGGCUCCACUGGCAAAGGACAAGGAAGAGCCCUCUCAGCCUGGGGUCCGCCUAGAGGGGCUCAAGGAGAUGCAGCUGAAAGAACACUAG
Messenger RNA from Miniopterus natalensis, 504 nucleotides. NCBI's taxonomy places the organism in Eukaryota, Metazoa, Chordata, Mammalia, Chiroptera, Miniopteridae. The record is from RefSeq and is a predicted model, not a curated record.